AUGAUCGAUAAAAGGAAAUUGGAUGCAGUUAAUCUGGAAAAGGUUCAUCGUGAAGUAGAUAUUAUGAAACAGCUGGACCAUCCUCACAUCAUUAAACUAUAUCAAGUUAUGGAAUCAAAAGAUAUGAUAUAUAUUAUUUCGGAAUAUGCCAGUCAAGGAGAAAUAUUUGAUUACAUUGCCAAGUACGGUCGAAUGACAGAAGCGGCUGCUAGAAAAAAGUUUUGGCAAAUACUCUCAGCGGUUGAAUAUUGUCACAACAGACACGUUGUACACAGAGACUUAAAAGCGGAAAAUUUGCUACUUGAUGCUAAUAUGAAUAUUAAAAUCGCUGACUUUGGAUUUAGUAAUUAUUUUACUCCUGGCGAACAGUUGGCUACUUGGUGUGGAUCGCCCCCUUACGCUGCUCCUGAAGUUUUCGAAGGCAAAAAAUAUUAUGGUCCCGAGAUUGAUGUUUGGAGUAUGGGAGUAGUUUUGUAUGUAUUGGUUUGUGGAGCACUACCAUUCGAUGGAAGCACGUUGCAUUCGCUCAGAGAUAGAGUUUUGUCUGGACGAUUUCGUAUACCAUACUUUAUGAGCACAGGUUGUGAAUCAUUGAUACGUAAAAUGCUCAUAUUAGACCCAAAUAAAAGGUAUACCGUCGAACAGAUCAAAAGGCAUCCUUGGAUGUUGGAAGAAGCCCCGAGACUUCUGCCGGGUACGAUCGCAGAAAUGCCGGCAGAACCUAAUGAUCAAGUGUUGCGGUUCAUGAGCAGUUUAGAUAUAAAUACGACGAGAACUAGACAGUCGCUGAGGAAUCGGACGUAUGAUCAUUACGCUGCCAUUUACUAUCUGCUGUUGGAGAAACUCAAACAGCAACAGUCGCAAGAGAACAGCAGCCACUAUCUACAGGACCGGCGGCUGUCGGAGAAACUGUUCUCGUACGAACAGCCGCAACUGUUCACGGGGCACUCGAGCCCCAACAAGCGGGCGUCGAUUGACUGCCCAGCCGGGCACCAGUACAUGCAACCUGACCUAUGGAAACAGCCCAAAACCAGUGCGGCCGUUCACCUGAACAGCGGCCACACGCCGUCCAACCGACCGCGGUCGUACAGCCAGGGCCGGGCUGUUCAGCAUUCUGUCAACCUGGCUGACCUCUGCAAGUCACCGCAGCAACAACACCCACCGUUCAGAGAGCUGCCUCAGCUGCCCAAGUUCAAGGGCUGCAAACCGGACAAGAUCGACAUGGCGCUUCAGGCGCCACACGACGAUGGACCGAAAAUGUGCUAUCACAACCGGUUGGAUCACAUGACCAUGAUGGCACCGCAGUACUCGACGUCGACGGACGAAGGCAUCGAGACGGACCUAGAGGACGCCGCUGCUUCGUCCAGCCCCACGCAACAGUCACACCGGUCGGCGUAUCCACCUGCGGCUGGCGGCGGCCCCGUAAUCAAAAGCCACAGCCAGAAUCUGGCGGAUCACCUGCAGUGCGCGGCGAACCUGCAGCAGUACGAAUCGGACUUGCAGGUGUCCAGCCUGCCAUCGUGCGCCAACGAAAUGAAGUAUGCUGUGGACUGCACGGCGAUAUGCACGGCCGCGGCCGCAGUGGCGGCGGCCAACAGCUGUCCACCGCCGUCGUGGGAUCGGCGCGCCUCGUUCCUGGCGCACAACCACAGCUCCGCGGGCGACGGCGUCCGGCCGCGCACCGACAACAUGUCGCCCGUCAGCUUCCGCGAGGGAAGACGGGCGUCCGACGGACUGAUGAACCAGAUUGACCCGGCUGUCAUGGCUGCGGCUGUCGUUGCGGUGGCUAACGCUGUGCAGUCGUCGACACCCAGGUCGCCUCAGCUCCAGCAGUACAACGGUCGCAUGCCGGGAGGCGCCGGUGGCAACGGAAAACUGUUCCAGCUGCAAGAAUGUGGUGUACAAAAAGAACACGAGACGCUCAAGAUGCUGUAUCAGAGCUGUUUGCCUAACGACGAACAGGUGGUGUCGAACCGGAAGCAAGCCGCGGCGGCCGAGUACCGGUGUGGUAAGGACGUGCCACCUAGGUCACCGUCGGCCGCCAUGGCCAAGCGGUUCAACUACACGGACGGUUACGCGCUGGACAAGUCCGGGCUCCAGCAGCAGCUGUUCCAGCAGCGGUUGCUCCAGCACAAGCGGACCGCGUUGCACAAGCAGGGUGCGGCGGCGUCGGCGGCUGCGUUCAAUCAGUGCGGCGUGACGGCUGCCGACUUGCCGGCCAACAAGCGGCAGCACCACGCUCACCGGCAGCCGUCGUUGCAGUACAACAACAAGGCUGUACAACUCUCGUCGCCCCAACACGGUGCCGGUGGUGGUGGCGGCGACUGCCACGGCCAUGGCGCGACGCAAUUCCAAUCGGACGGCAGCUGGCAAUCGUUGCCGCACACCAUGGCCACGUGCCAGAUCAACGACUUCGACGGCCAGGCCAAUUGGCUGUCGGUGCCCGACCCGCAACACCACUGGUACUGUACGUCCGGUCAGCAGUACAACUUCUCCAAGAAUUAUUCUCAGCUCAGCAGUACGGUAAACGUGCCAAUGGGCAGUUCUUUGUUAGCGGCCAACGACGUGAUGUGGACAUCGCCAAGACUGCAAUCGCUGUCGGAAAACACUAUUUCGGAACUCGGAGAACAAAUGGAAUCCGGUUAA
Molecule: messenger RNA, 2646 nt
Organism: Macrosiphum euphorbiae (potato aphid)
Lineage: Eukaryota; Metazoa; Arthropoda; Insecta; Hemiptera; Aphididae
Source: the annotation of a GenBank genome assembly